AUUUGUUUUCCCAGAUGUUUUUUUGCAAUGCCUGAUGAUAUCGAGAUGAAAGUUUGUAUACUGCUUUAUCAUGUAUUAUUUAAUCAUUCUUUGCCCUUUUAUUUCUUUUGUCGUUUCACAAGUAUUUUAUCACAAAUCUAUUUGAAGUGAUUUAAAUGUGCAUGUAUGGGAAGCAUUAGCAAGGAUUGUGUGCUGUAUAGCAGAAAUUAAGUGGAAACAUCCUCACCUUAACUGGGAUUGUCAAACAUUAUGUGGAGGAUUAGGAAGAUGGUGUCUCUUUAAUGAGGAGAUCCUGGGCCGUUUCCCAAGGAACAUGUGUUGGUCUGAACAGACUUUCUCCUUGACUUAGCAUACCAAGUGAUGUCAUCAGAGGCAUUCCGUCAAGUAGAUGAAAAACAUGUGUCCAGUGAAGUUGACCACAUGUUGUGGUCACCGAAGAUCGACUUGGUGGCCUUGUCCAAUGUUCAGGGAGAGGUCAUAUUACACCGCUUGUCAUGGCAGAAGGUGUGGACGUUAGCACCACCCGAGGAAGGGGAGACGGUGGGAGGCUUGGCAUGGAGACCAGAUGGAAAAGUUUUGGCAGUUGGGUAUGCAUCUGGUAAGAUACGUCUGUGUGACAUUGAGAAUGCCGAGGUUCUGCACAAUAUAAACAUGAGCAAACGGAUCACCACCCUGAACUGGAUCUCACAGGUUUUCACCGGCUCCGACUCGUGGUCUACUGAACCAUACUCAGAAGACGGGGCCAGUGAUUUUCUUCCAAAACUUCAACCACUGAACAAAAGCUAUGGAACAAUCUCAAAAGGUCACCAAGAAGAAAAUGUUGAAGAUAGCAAGAAAUUAAAAGACCAAAAAGAAUUAAAUCUGUUGCUUGUUGGAACAGAUGGUGAUAUGUUGCAUACAUUUGCAUAUGGGAUAUUUCCUACUGCUGAAGUCUCUGUGUCUGUACUAGAUGGUUCAGAAAUCCGUCGCAUUUGUUCAGCAUCAAUCUCACAGGAUCUGCAUUGCCUUUCGUUGAUAGUGGAGUCGAGAUCGGAGCAGUCGGACGACAUAGACUACUAUAUGCUAACAUAUGACACAAUGUUGUUGGCAUCUCGCCACAAGGAACUGCGACUGUUGGCGCUGAAAUAUGGUCAGAUAACCACACUCAUUGGGUACCUUCAGCUGACUAUUCAGCAGAUGUCGGAGGCAUGGGAAGACAUUUUGAUGACGAUGGACACGAAGCUGCUGACAUUUGCAGAGCAGAAACAGAGAUCCCUGUCAGGUGAGAUGACCACGGUGAGCAAUGAUUUCCUGGAGCUGUUGCUGUUCGGAACACUCAGUCCUGAACUGCAGCAUUUUCUUGAACAUGAGCUAACAGAAAAGCGUUUGAAAAAGCUUGGACAUUCCAUUGAAACAUCCUAUUCUAAUAUCCAGAAACUGGUUGUGAAGCAUCUUCAGAGUGUGAGUCAGGCCAUAGUGUACCACCUGAGUGACCUUGGUGGUAUGUCUCUGUGGUAUGACAAGUUUGGUGUUCUUGGUCUCGAUACAGCCAUGUUACAGAAGGCUGUCGACAUGGCUGGAUCCUUUGUCAUCACCACCAGUCAGCUACAGCAAGUGAUUGAUGGCAGUAUUAAGAAUUUCAAGGCAUUUUUCCGAUGGUUAUAUGUCGUUAUUUUGCGACUGUCCAAUCAACAGCCACCAGCAGAACUCAGCAAGAUGACACAGCAUGAUGUGAAUUUUGUAGCCGAAUUUUUGAAGGAAAACUUUGUGGAGCUGUCUCCAACGGAGUCAGCAAAAAAGAAUCAUGGUUUUAAACUUGAGAAAGUUGGUCAGUAUUUGAAGAAGAAGGAUUUGUUGUAUCCCCCCGAUACGUCAAACAACCCCUGGGUACAGUACCUCAAUUCCAGCACACUCCAUAAAGACAAUGAUGUGCUGUACCCCGUGGACCACAAUAAGUCUCUCAUACAGAUACAGGACAGUCUGGAGACCAUCAUAGAGGAGGCUCUGAAAACACCAGCGACUGUGAUUGGUCAGUCUUUGAUUUGUGUGUGCACACAUCAUCUCUUCACUCUUAACAGAAGUGAAGGAGCCAAGAGCAGAUCCCCAGUGUUCUGUCAAUUUAUGCAUAAUGAAAGCAAAAUGUUGUACACAGUAUUUGCAGCAGAUUUCAUGCCAUCAGAUAGUUUUUUUAUUCUUCGACAGCCUACAGAUUCCAAACGGGCCACUGAAGAUAGUGAAAUUAUACGAAUAGUAGUUGGACAGCUGGGUAGAUCUGACAUCAACACAAGCAAUACAUCAGACUCAGAAAGGUGCAGUCAUCACCAGGUUCUCGAUGUGGCGGUAUACGAUGAGCACACUCUGUGUGUGAUGCUGCAGGAGGACCGUGACGAUGGUAACCCCGUCCUCAUCCAGCUGCCCCUGUCGAUUCUCGCCGGGGUGCCAUACACACGGCUCAAAACAACCGAGAAUGUCACGUCUCUCCCCAAUAUUAAACAGAUUGAUGUUGGUCCGCUACUGAAUGAACACAACUACCGGCAUCUUGAAAACAUGAAGGCUCAUUCGUUUGCAGUCAGCGGAACCAGGAAAACGGCUACAGUUCUGUUCUCCUCAAGGCGGAGAGUUCGAAUCUUCCUCAUGGAUGCUGAAGAGGAGGAUGAGGAGGAUCAGACACUGGACGAGUCGGAGAUCGCUGGAACUGGAACACUGGACGAGAGCCAAUCAGAGACCGGGGUCAAUGACAGUCAGCCAAUGGAAGAGGGUGAUGAGGACAAGGAAAAUUCAUCAAGUCUGAUUGGUUCUGAUGGAGAACAUUGAUGAUAAUUAACCAUUUUAAUAUUAGUUCCAGUCACUUUGCAUUUCUGAGAAUCUUAUGCUGACUGGAAUAAAAUCAACGCAUGAAGUCUACGUCUGCAUGAUAUAUCCAUCAGUUUAUUACAUGUAUUCCUUCACAUUGGAACAUCUACUGACGAAAAGAAAUAAGAGACCAAAUCUAAUUUACUACUUGUAUGUCUGUAUUUUAUACUUGUAUAAUGUCUGUAUUUUAUACUUGUAUAAUGUCUGUAUUUUAUACUUGUAUAAUGUCUGUAUUUUAUACUUGUAUAAUGUCUGUAUUUUAUACUUGUAUAAUGUCUGUAUUUUAUACAAACUUGUAAUAUGUGAUUGAAUGUCAGUAAUGUCGAAUGGACUGCCAGAAACAGUCAGUAUAGAUUCAGUUUUCAUUGAAGUCAUUGUUUGCUGUUCCUGUGAUCCCUUAUUUCUUUCCAUCAGGCAUUCUCCUAAGCUCCAGGCAAGUGAUGUGUCCAGGAGGCCGAGCGCUCAUGAACAAUUUGACUGGUACCAUCGUCUUCUGUCGUAUCACAUUCAUCUCAAGUUAUAUGCAGAAACCAGUAUAGCGAGCGACCAUGAUUGAUUGCCCUCUUGAAUAUACUGUUGGCGAUUCCCUACAGAUAAAUCCACCGAGUCUCACUUCAUAGUUUAUUACAAUGUAGAUAUCUGCUGACUAUUUAUAGCGAUUUGAAAUUUUCACUAGUGCACCAGACAAGUACAUGUAGAAAUCUACUUGUCUGCCAAUAUGUUCACUUGUCUGAAUAAGUGGUUUGUUUUAUAAAAGUGCAAGGACGAUGUUUUUGAUUGCUCAAACUAAAACUGCAUUUCACUUGUCUACUGGACAACGAAUGAGGUACAUUCUGCUUAUCCAAGCAGAUUUUCACUUAUCUCGACAAACGGACAAGUGUUUAUUUCGAACAUUGAUUUUGUAGGUUACUAUUAUUAAAGAAAACUAUUUAGCAUCACAGAAACUGUGCAUUUUCAUUUAUGUCAGUGUUAAAAUAGUCUGAAAGUGCCCUCGGUGGUGUAGUGGUUAAACCAUCGGACUUGAGGCUGGUAGGUAACAGGGUUUGCAUACCAAUACCCGCUGCCACCCAGAGCCAGUUAACAGCUCAAUGGCCACUACACCAAUUACCGUCUCACUAACAACUAACCCUCGGUCAUGCAUAGACCAGAUAACUGAGGUGUGGGCCCUGGACAGCGUGCUUGAACAUUAAUUGGAUAUAAGCACGAAAACAACAGCCCUGGUAUUUUAAAACACUUAUUUCCAUUGUAUAUAAAUAUAUAUAUAUAUACAUGUAUCUGAACAAAUGAUGACAAUUUUAAAUGGCUACCUUGUAACAUUUAUGAACCUAACGAAGUAAAAUCAGUUAAAUGAAAUUAAAAAAACAAUUACAGCAAAAUCAGACCAUGCUGACAAAACAAGACAUGUUAUUUGUCUGUUUUACACAAAUUUCAUGUACAGAAAAUGUCAGUUUAUUCCACAACUGUUAAGGUUCUGUAGCCUGCUAAUUGAGUUGAUCCAUUCAUCUGUGCAGUGCAUAACAUGUCUACAAGUGAAACACGGCCAAUAAAAUGUCAAUACUUUCAAUUUAGCUUAAUGAAAAGAAAUUCACAGCCAGAUUAUUCCAUUUUAUGCAUCUAGUUUUUUUUCUUUUGUUGAAUCAAAUUCAUUUUGUCUGAACUUUUUAUGUCAUUUCACUGGUGUAUAAACUGAAUUUACGUAAAUAAAAGUAACCAUUCA
Gigantopelta aegis is the source of this 4549-nucleotide messenger RNA. Its product is annotated as anaphase-promoting complex subunit 4-like. The record is from RefSeq and is a predicted model, not a curated record. Gene Ontology annotation, biological process: positive regulation of mitotic metaphase/anaphase transition; anaphase-promoting complex-dependent catabolic process; protein K11-linked ubiquitination. Lineage: Eukaryota; Metazoa; Mollusca; Gastropoda; Neomphalida; Peltospiridae. Gene Ontology annotation, molecular function: protein binding. The transcript is spliced from 27 exons. Bases 361 to 2793 code for a protein of 810 amino acids. Gene Ontology annotation, cellular component: anaphase-promoting complex; nuclear periphery.